UCGAAUCUCCUUCGUCUCAUAUAAGAAAUUUAGAGGAUGAAGUUCAAGAAAUGAAAUCUUAAUUGUAAAGCUAUUUAACUCACUCUCACUGGAGCUGAGGGAAAGUUUAACUUUUGUUUUGUGUAUUUUUGUCGGUGUUCCACGGGAACAAGAUUGCGCGUAAAUCGCAGCGCGAGGUGCGUCCGGUGCUGUCGAGGCUGGGCGUGAGAGCGCGGGUCAUCGCCACGGGCGUGCUGGGUGUUGUCAUGGUGCUGGUGUUGGUCAUCCUCAUCCCGGUCUUGGUCAGCACAGCGGGGUCCGACGCGCGGUACGAGAUGCUCGGCGCUUGUCGCAUGGUGUGCGAUCCACAUGGAACCAAGUCUCCAUCCUCGGCACCGGCGGAUAAUUCCCGCGAAAACCGCUUAGUUCAGCCCCCACCGACAUUCAUCAGGGGUGCAAAAGGGGAGCUAGGGCGUUCAGGAAAGAUCGGCCCGAGAGGUCUCCCGGGUCCGCCCGGACCACCCGGUCCACAGGGGGUCAUCGGAGAACCGGGACCACCCGGACCACCGGGCGUCACGGGUGUCAUAAGCGCAGCGACGUACAGCACCGUACCCAAGAUCGCCUUUUACGCGGGACUCAAGAAGCAACACGAGGGCUACGAGGUGCUCAAGUUUGAUGAUGUGGUCACCAACUUGGGCAACCACUAUGACCCCACGUCCGGUAAAUUCACCUGCUCCAUCCCGGGGAUCUACUUUUUCGUGUAUCACGUAUUAAUGAGAGGUGGUGAUGGGACCAGCAUGUGGGCUGAUCUGUGUAAAAAUAAUCAGGUGCGUGCAAGUGCAAUAGCGCAGGAUGCGGAUCAGAACUAUGACUACGCCAGCAACAGUGUGAUAUUACACCUGGAGCCUGGAGAUGAGAUCUACAUUAAACUAGAUGGUGGAAAAGCACACGGUGGAAACAACAACAAAUACAGCACAUUUUCAGGCUUCAUGGUGUACGCUGAUUAAUACCUGUGACUGCGCUUUCAGAUGAGUCUAAUUUCAAUGUCACAAAACAUUCAAACUUGUGACAUUACAUCCUUGUCAGAGUGAACUAUUGAUCACAACACCUGCAGCAUGACAUGAACACAUCGUCUCUCCACACAUUAGUUUUUUGAAAAUCACUGUGAUUUUAAAAUAUCUCAACGCAACUGGUGAUUUUAGUAGAUUUAUUGAGAUUAACUCGCAGUGAAAAUCAUUUGACAUCUUCAUUCCAUAUGUGCCUAACGUACACUGAUACAUGGCUGUUACAGAAAAAUUAAACAUAGUCGAUAUUU
Messenger RNA from Triplophysa dalaica, 1294 nucleotides. RefSeq names its product complement component 1, q subcomponent-like 3b (gene c1ql3b). NCBI's taxonomy places the organism in Eukaryota, Metazoa, Chordata, Actinopteri, Cypriniformes, Nemacheilidae. The coding region runs from base 246 to 986 and encodes 246 amino acids. The record is from RefSeq and is a predicted model, not a curated record. The transcript has 2 exons. Gene Ontology annotation, molecular function: protein binding.